AUGAUUAUUCAGUUCAGAGUUCAAAUAUAAACAUUCAACAGAAAGGGGUGUCACAUAUUGCAUUUGUGAAAAUGGCCAUGCCACUGGAGUUAUGCAGGUCAUGUUUUGAGCCAUCUGAUAAGAUGUAUCCCCUUGUAGGAAGCAUUCUAAAUGUGGAUGUAAGCAUUGCCACUAUGUUGGAGUAUUGCAUUUCAUCUAAGUUGAAUCUCAGUGAUAAAUUGCCCAGCUUGAUUUGCUUGCAAUGUUUCAAAACAAUUCGUAUUGCAUACCUUUUUCUAUUGAAAUUUCAAGAAACACAAGAAAAAGUAAACAAACUACUCACAGAAUCUGAUCAAGAAGUUAAGAAUGAAAUAAAUCAAGAAUAUAUUUCCAAUGAUGACAAUGAGCAGAACCUGACAGAAUCCAAAGUGGAUGAUAUUCAAGAUUUUGCACAUGAUACUUCCCCCCAGAUAGAGUAUGAAAUUCAAGAGAGUGAUUAUUCAGAUAAUGAAAAUGUUAGGGUUGAAGAGGUUGUGGAGAAAAAGGUUGAUCAGUAUUCACAAGAUCUAUUGAAAACAGAACAUUCAAAAAAUGUGGAAUACUCUGCUAGUUAUAAAUGCCCUAAAUGUGAUAAUAAAUUUGGCUAUUUCCUUGCAUUCCAGAGACACAUAAUUAACUAUCACUCAGAAACCAUAACCUGUACUCGUUGCCCAGAUAAACAUACCUUCAAAAGAGAUGAAUAUUUAGCACAUUAUAAACAGUUGCAUAGAUUUGAAUGUGACAUUUGUAAUAAACGUAUGUCUUCAGGUUAUGGCUUUCAAUAUCACAUAAAGAUACACCAAAAUGAUAAGAAAUAUGUCUGCACUUUUGAAGGUUGCACCAGAUCUUUUCUCCUGAAAGAUAUUCUGAAAAAACACAUGCUAACCCAUACAGAACCAAGGACUUACCCUUGCCACUUGUGUGACAGAGUUUUCAGGACAUUAGAUAUGUACAGAUACCAUAUAAGACAUCAUGAUGGAAAAAGGAAUUUUUUAUGCACAUAUUGUGGAAGAACUUUUGUGCAGGCAGUACAUCUUAGAUAUCAUGUUAGCAAACACAUUGGGGAAAGGCCUUACAUUUGUGAGCUUUGUGCCAAAUCCUUUCAUAUUAAACCAGCACUGACAAAGCAUCUCAAGGGUUGUAUGAAGAAACAUAACAAACAAAAGUUGGAAAGAUAAUUGUAAUUGA
Molecule: messenger RNA, 1206 nt
Organism: Phaedon cochleariae (mustard beetle)
Lineage: Eukaryota; Metazoa; Arthropoda; Insecta; Coleoptera; Chrysomelidae
Source: the annotation of a GenBank genome assembly